Molecule: messenger RNA, 4442 nt
Organism: Apus apus (common swift)
Lineage: Eukaryota; Metazoa; Chordata; Aves; Apodiformes; Apodidae
Gene: FBXO42
Product: F-box protein 42
Exons: 10
Coding region: 139-2262 (707 amino acids)
Molecular function (GO): protein binding
Source: RefSeq, a predicted model, not a curated record
CGGGGCGGCGGGGAGGGAAGAUGGCGGCGCCGGUGGGAACCGUCACCCGGGAGACGCGGCGGCCGCGCCCCCCGCAGCCCUGAGGGCCCGGCCCGGAGCUCCGGGAGCUGCCCGGCCGCAGCUGUGACGUGGAAUGCCAUGGCCAGUUCCUCAGACAGUGAAGAUGAUGGUUUCAUGGCUGUGGAUCCAGAAGAUGCCGUGGUGGAAGGGACGAUGGAGCAAGAUGAUGAGCCACAUCCUGAGCUGGAGGUGGAGGAGACCAGGCAUAACAGAUCAAUGCUGGAACUCCCAGAAGAGGUUUUGGAAUACAUCCUCUCCUUCCUUUCACCCUACCAGGAGCACAAAACUGCUGCCCUUGUCUGCAAACAGUGGUAUCGACUGAUCAAAGGUGUGGCCCAUCAGUGUUACCACGGCUUCAUCAAAGCGGUGCAAGAAGGAAACAUCCAGUGGGAGAGUCGCACUUACCCCUACCCUGGCACCCCCAUCACGCAGCGCUUCUCACACAGUGCGUGUUACUACGACGCCAACCAGUCCAUGUACGUCUUUGGGGGCUGCACCCAGAGCAGCUGCAACGCGGCCUUCAACGACCUCUGGAGGCUCGACCUCAACAGCAAGGAGUGGAUCAGGCCCCUGGCUUCAGGUUCCUACCCCUCACCCAAGGCUGGGGCCACACUGGUGGUCUACAAGGACUUGCUGGUGCUGUUUGGUGGGUGGACACGACCAAGCCCUUACCCUCUGCACCAGCCAGAGAGGUUCUUCGAUGAGAUCCACACCUACUCACCCUCCAAAAACUGGUGGAACUGCAUCGUGACCACCCACGGCCCCCCACCCAUGGCAGGACACUCCUCCUGUGUCAUUGAAGACAAAAUGAUCGUUUUCGGGGGUUCGCUGGGAUCUCGGCAAAUGAGUAACGACGUCUGGGUGCUGGAUCUGGAGCAGUGGGCAUGGUCCAAGCCCAACAUCUCAGGGCCCAGCCCUCACCCCCGAGGUGGCCAGUCCCAGAUUGUGAUAGACAAUGAAACCAUUUUAAUCCUUGGUGGCUGUGGUGGUCCCAACGCACUGUUCAAAGAUGCCUGGUUACUUCACAUGCACGUGAACCCCUGGACCUGGCAGCCCCUCAAGGUGGAGAACGAAGACCACGGAGCCCCAGAGCUGUGGUGCCACCCUGCCUGCAGGGUGGGACAGUGCGUGGUGGUCUUCAGCCAAGCUCCCAGUGGGAGAGCCCCGCUCAGCCCCAGCCUCAACUCUCGCCCCUCUCCCAUCAGCGCCACCCCGCCCGCCCUGGGGCCCGAGACGCGGGAAUAUCGCUCCCAAUCUCCCGUCAGGAACGCGGAUGAGGCUCCUUGUGUCAACGGCCGCUGGGGCACCUUGAGACCCAGAGCACAGAGACAAACCCCUUCGGGAUCCCGGGAAGGCAGCCUCUCCCCAGCCAGAGGGGACAGUUCCCCAGUGCUCAACGGUGGGAGUUUGUCCCCCGGGGCCGCGGCGGGCGGCGGGGGCUCCUUGGACAGCCCGGUGCAGGUGGUGUCACCCAGCACACCCUCGGCAGCCGAGGGCUACGACCUCAAACCAGGGUUGGCCUUGGCGCCGCGCCGGGGGUCCCUGCCGGAGCAGAAGGACCUGAGGUUAGGAUCCGUCGAGCUGAGCUGGGAACAAAAACCCAGCUCCAUCAUCUGCCAGAUGGAGGGUGUGGAGGGCAGGACAGUGAGGAACCCACCCGAGCAAACCAACGGCGUCCACACCCCGCCCCACGGCGCCAGCUCCCUCCCCGGGGCCGUGUCCCCCGGCGCGCUCCGGAGGAGCUUGGAAGCUGUCAAAGCUCUUUCUUCCAAAGGUUCCUCAGCUUCUGCAGCCUUGAGCCCACCCUUGGCUUCUUCUCCAGGGUCUCCAAGCUCCGAGACGGGCUCAUCAGCACGUCCGGGCUCUACCCAAGGUGAUGGCCAUUCCAUACCUCCCAUCGCCCGCCGCCUGGGCCACCACCCUCCCCAGUCCCUCAACGUGGGGAAGCCUUUGUACCAGAGCAUGAACUGCAAACCCAUGCAGAUGUACGUCCUGGACAUUAAAGACACCAAGGAAAAAGGACGAGUCAAAUGGAAAGUGUUCAACAGCAGUUCUGUGGUGGGACCACCUGAAACCAGUUUACACACGGUGGUUCAAGGCCGAGGGGAGCUGAUCAUAUUUGGUGGCCUCAUGGACAAGAAACAAAACGUGAAAUAUUAUCCCAAAACAAAUGCCUUGUACUUUGUGCGAGCAAAGAGAUAAUGCGGCCCCAGCCACCGUCACCUCCUCCCCUCCCUCCCUCUGCCUCUUCCCUCUCCUCCCCGAGCCCUUUCCCUGUCACGCAGGCGUUCAAACUGUGAAUUAGGGAGCAAGAAACCAAUAAAAAUCCAAGCAAAACCUCCAGUGCUGCCCCGCCGGUUCCCAGUAACAGCCCAGUUCCCUGACUGGUGAUUCCCAGGCAGGGAAGGACCCGCGUCGCUGCCAUCCGAGCCGAGGAGUUGGGAUGAGCAGGUAGGGAAUUCUGCCAUCCUGGAUCCUCUGGAGGUUGGGGUUGUUUUGCCAGGGCUUGGAGAGAUUUUGUCUCUCUGGAUUUCCUGGUGGGAUGGGAGGAAAAGUGGUUUUGUAGGAACCAACCAAAGAACCCGUGGGCACUUUUGCUUGAGCACCGGGUAUUCCCGUGCUUGUUCCGUAAGGAAAACAGCAGCAAUACCCUCCGUGGGAGUCUUCCAGCACUGCAGACCUUUGCUGGACACCAACAUGAUGCCUUUUUCCUGCCUCUCAUCCCCUUGGCCUGCCACUCUCCUUCCUCUCAUCCAGCCAGGACCCUUAGAAGGAAGAAAACAGAGGGAUUUUUGGGUCAAAAUGCCAAAAACAUGAAGAAUUAGCCAGGCUUUAGCAUCCUCCUCUACCUACCUGCUGGAUCAGGCUUCAUCCUGGCUCAGACCAGGACAGGGAUCAACCCUGAUCCCUCCUGAUCAACCAAAACCACCAUUUACUCUCCAAAUCCCAUUAUUCUCUCAAAAUUCCCCCAAAGCUGAGGAACGUGGUUCCCUUUUAACCUUGAAGGUUUCGUUUCACCCAACAACCCGAACCCGCUGGAGGCUGAACCAUCACCUCAGAGCUUGGGAACAGGCUUUUUUCUUUAAUAUUCCAGCCAAAAAAAGAGAAAUACUGGUCAAUUUGGGGUCAUGAGCAGCCCCACCAGCAGUAACCACCCCCCUCAUCUUUGCACCUGCCUCCUACAAAGAUUCCAAACACAAAUCCCAAGGGAUUGAACCUGUAGACAACCUCCCUCCAUCCCCUUUGAUGGGAGGGGACAAAAUGGGUGGAUUUGGCCCAAUUUUAGUCAACAAACAAAAAGGAAAGAACCCUCCCCAAGCCGGCAGUGCCAUGAAGUGGCCCCUUUCCCCUCUUUUUUCCCCAUUUUUGGGUGGUUUUUCCAUCCCCACGGAGCUUUCUUUUGCCGGUCAGAGCCUUAAAUCACAUCCCAACCACCCGGGGGGACAAGGGAGGGUUUUACUCUUUCUGGGGCCUUUCCACCUCUGUAAAUAAAUCCUCAUUAAAUCCAACCUCUCCCAUCCCCAAAAACAGAUCUGAUUUUUCCCAAGGGAAGGCAAUUUUUGUCCCACAUCCCCCUUUUUGCCCCCCAAACCUCAGGAGCACCUAUGGAAUAUUUCCCACCUGAAGCUUCACCGUGGGGAAGGUGGUUGGGGACUUUGGCUUUGGUUCCUUCGUCCCCUUUGCAUGUUUCUUGUCAGUCCACACCCAAAAAAAUAAGGGAUGGAUGGUGGGUUGAUGUUCCCCUUGAGCGAAUCAUCCCUCCAGGGGUGUUUUCCCAACGUUUACAUGGUCUCCAAACUCCAAAGGUCCCAAAAGAACCAUAACCGGUCCCAAAAUCCCCACAACUGGCCCCAGAAUCCCUAUAACUGGUUCCAAAACCCCCAUAACCAGUCCCAAAAUCGAACUGGUCACAAAAUCCCCAUAACUGGCUGCAAAACUGGCCCCAAAAUCCCUAUAACCAAUCCCCAAAUCCCCACAACUGCCCCCAAAACCCCAACCAGCCCCAACCCCCCCGAGCAGCCAGGUCCUCCCUCCCUCCUUCUGGCCCCACAAAGGGUCAUUCUGCACAAUAAAGAGUAAAUUCACCCCAAAAUCUGCCUCCCCCCCCCAACAAGCCAAUGGUGCUGUGAGCGAGGUGUGUGUCCCCCCCGUCACUCAGGUGUCCCCCCCCUUUGUCACCUCAGGCUCAGCUGAGCCUGGGAAUGAAAAAGGGUUUUUUUUGGUGAUAUUUAAAAUCUUGUGUACAUGGUUUUUUGGGGGUUUUGGGAUGGUUUGUUGUUUGUUUUGGGGUUUUUUUUGGGGGGUUUAAUGGAUGUGUGUGUCCCCCCCCCGCCUCAUCCCGAUGGAUUUUUAGCGGUUUAACAAAUAAAAAAGAAAAUAAA